This is a messenger RNA of Exophiala viscosa, 1813 nucleotides long. Its product is annotated as geranylgeranyl pyrophosphate synthetase AtmG. NCBI's taxonomy places the organism in Eukaryota, Fungi, Ascomycota, Eurotiomycetes, Chaetothyriales, Herpotrichiellaceae. Gene Ontology annotation, molecular function: prenyltransferase activity. The transcript has 2 exons. The coding region runs from base 346 to 1509 and encodes 387 amino acids. Gene Ontology annotation, biological process: isoprenoid biosynthetic process. The record is from RefSeq and is a predicted model, not a curated record.
GUCCCCUGCUUAGCGCCUGAUCCCAACGAUCCGAAGCCUUGCGCUUUCGUCAUGCAAGGCGACACGAUCGAAAAGUCAUGAUGCUGAUUCUGCCCGACUCGGACGACUCGGGUCUGUCUUCCAACACAAUGAAAUCUUGAUGCCUAGAUGUCUUCACUGCUUGCACCUCCGUUCCUCUCCCUUUGCGUUUGACCUUUUGUAAUGUUCUAGCGCGCAAACGAUACCAUCCACUCUACACACUGAGGCCACCUGCGCAAUUGGGCCAAAUCCGAGACAUCCUGCCCAGACGGACACUCGCUUUCACAUGUCCACUCAUUCCUGAUACGUGUCAACGUCUUACCACACAUGGCGACCAUCACAGAAAACCCGACCUCCCCAAACGCCAUUCCCGUUCGAUAUAGCUCGGCUGGCAUCCAUGAUGGGAUCCAACAUCAACCCUCCAAGUCCGUCCUGAAACCCCUGCCCGAGGACUCCUGGCUGUCACCCAAACACCACUCAAUGCCUCCGCAAACUCCGGCCCAACAAUUCGCCGACCACACAAAUAACGUGAGGAGGCAGUCUAAGAGGAAGUCUACUUCAGAUUACAUCGCGCCGAGGCCAAUGGGAGAAUGGACACCGCAGAAAGAGAAGAUUAUCAUGGGUCCGUACGAUUACUUAUGGGCGCACCCAGGCAAGGACAUCAGAUCAGCCUUGAUCAAAGCUUUCAAUUCGUUUCUGCGUGUCCCUCCACAGUCGCUGGAGAUUAUCACAAAAGUGGUUGGGAUGCUUCACACAUCUUCACUUUUGAUCGACGAUGUACAGGACGGAAGUCAACUACGGAGAGGUGUACCCGUGGCACAUAAUAUCUUUGGAGUCGCUCAGACAAUCAACAGUGCCAACUACGUCUACUUCUUAGCCCUGCAAGAACUCCAGCGCUUGGACAAUCGGGAUGAGGCUAUGGAGAUCUUUACAACAGAAUUACUCAACCUACAUCGCGGGCAAGGGAUGGAUCUUUACUGGCGUGAUACCUUGACAUGUCCCUCCGAGGAUGACUAUCUGGAAAUGGUGCAGAACAAAACGGGUGGUCUCUUCCGCCUGGCAGUCAAACUGAUGCAAGCCGAGUCUCCCGAAAAAGGGCGAAUAGACUGCGUUCCAUUGGUCAAUCUGAUGGGAUUGAUAUUUCAAAUAUGCGACGAUUAUCUCAAUCUGUCCUCCACUGUUUAUACGAAGAAUAAAGGUCUUUGUGAGGACCUGACGGAAGGCAAAUUCUCGUUCCCUGUCAUCCACUCGAUACGAACCAACACGGCAAAUCUCGAACUUAUCAACAUUCUCAAGCAGAAAACCACUGACGAACAAGUCAAGAGGUAUGCAGUCCAAUAUAUGGAGAGCACCGGAAGUUUCGAGUACAGUCGCAGAGUCGUUCGCGAAUUGAAGAUCAAAGCCAUGGCACUUAUCAGUGAGAUGGAUGGUGGUAAUGGGCAAGGAAAUGAGAUAAAGGCCAUCCUGAAUAAAAUGGAUGUCGAUCAAUGAUGUGAAGGGUGGUGUCUAUGCUGGAUUCGAGGCCCUUCAACAGGCCGAUCCAGUAUCUCGGGUUGAUGUCUAGGCCUUAACACAAGAGGCCAUAAUAUACCCCACGCUUUCUGCGAAACGUGCCCAAGUCCACUUUGACCAACCUUCAAUGGAACGCUCAUAUAUAUUGCUUUUACGUCGUUUCCAUCAAUCUUCCGAUAUAUUCUCCUUGUCGAGUGGACGGCUCCCUUCUAGAGGGAACCGUGCGAAGAGCAACACACAGAAUCCUAUCAGUGCCACGGCAGCAUUGACCGUGAAUACAAGC